CAGCUCGAGCAAGCGAAAGCGCAGCUAAAAGAUGUCACAUUUGUGCUAAAGCAGAUCAGAGAGAGCUAUGAGACCCAGCGAACAGCCCGGCUGGUCGAGGAGAUUUGGGAAACGUCAGGGCGGGGGGAUUUCGCCGAGAUGCACCGAUUUAGGAUCCAGUACCAGGCGAACGGUCGCGGGCCCAAGCGCAGAUUCUUCUUUGCCCCUCGCACGCACUGGUCUGCCGAGCAGUGGGCGAACGAGCUGGCGAAGAGCCCGCGCGAAGGAGGCCUCAGCGCGCAGGUCAUAGAUUUGGACCAGCAGCUGCUAUAG
Messenger RNA from Prorocentrum cordatum, 312 nucleotides. NCBI's taxonomy places the organism in Eukaryota, Dinophyceae, Prorocentrales, Prorocentraceae. The record is from the annotation of a GenBank genome assembly.